AGUGGAAGUGGCUGGUGGGGGCGGAGCGCUGGGCAGGGGCCGCGGCAGCCGCAGCGGGGGAAGCAGCGAUUUAUCCACUCGCCGCCCCGACCCGGGAAGAAGAUGCUGAUUAAAGUGAAGACGCUGACUGGAAAGGAGAUUGAGAUCGACAUUGAACCCACAGACAAGGUGGAGCGAAUCAAGGAGCGCGUGGAGGAAAAGGAAGGAAUCCCCCCACAACAGCAGCGACUGAUCUACAGCGGCAAACAGAUGAAUGAUGAGAAGACAGCAGCUGAUUACAAGAUUCUAGGUGGUUCAGUCCUGCACCUGGUGUUAGCCCUGAGAGGAGGAGGUGGUUAUGGACAAUGAUGGGCCUUCCCUCCAUUUUACCUUCUUACCCAUCAUUGGCAGUGAGUCCUCGCUCUCUGGGACACCAGAGCCACUGCCCCCUCCCCCUGAUGCCCAGUCUCCUGUGUCUACUGAUGGGAGAAAGUGAGGACCCCAGGAUGCAGUGUUUCUGGCCCAAAGGGCCUUUGCUGGCUAUUGGGAUUUAGCUUGUCAUCCUGUGUGCUUCCCUCUUAUGGUUGUGCCCUGAUUGCCAAUAAAAUAUUUCCUGGCCUCUU
Molecule: messenger RNA, 602 nt
Organism: Perognathus longimembris pacificus (Pacific pocket mouse)
Lineage: Eukaryota; Metazoa; Chordata; Mammalia; Rodentia; Heteromyidae
Gene: Nedd8
Product: NEDD8 ubiquitin like modifier
Exons: 4
Coding region: 103-348 (81 amino acids)
Biological process (GO): modification-dependent protein catabolic process; protein neddylation; regulation of proteolysis
Cellular component (GO): nucleus; cytoplasm
Molecular function (GO): ubiquitin protein ligase binding; protein tag activity
Source: RefSeq, a predicted model, not a curated record